This is a messenger RNA of Electrophorus electricus (electric eel), 4825 nucleotides long. RefSeq names its product regulatory factor X, 1a (influences HLA class II expression) (gene rfx1a). Gene Ontology annotation, biological process: regulation of transcription by RNA polymerase II. The record is from RefSeq and is a predicted model, not a curated record. Gene Ontology annotation, cellular component: nucleus. Lineage: Eukaryota; Metazoa; Chordata; Actinopteri; Gymnotiformes; Gymnotidae. Gene Ontology annotation, molecular function: RNA polymerase II cis-regulatory region sequence-specific DNA binding; DNA-binding transcription factor activity, RNA polymerase II-specific.
AGCGCCAUAGCCACGGUAGUCCUGGCGACAAGAACCCAGCAACGAGAAUCAACAACAACAGCCCGAUACAUUGAAACAAUAAAAAAACCUAAAAGUACAGGUGGAAAAUUCACUCGGACUAAGAGCUUUUCAACAAGGCUAACUUGAUGGCAACUACAGCCUAUGUGGAGGAGCUGCAACAGACCUCCCAACCUCAAGGAGGUGUUGUUACUGUAACAUCAGGGCAACCUGCAACUGCGACUACAGCCCCUCAGCAGUUUCUGGCCGAGCUGCAGACCACUGUAGCCUCUGGCUCAGCAUCAACGCCCACAGGCCAGACCACGCCCCCUCCUGCGCAGGCACAGAAAACACCAACAGUUGCCCAGACCCCACCCACUCAAGCCCCACCCACACAGACACAAUAUGUCACAGCUGAGAUUCAGAGCUCACCCACACAAUCCAGCAAUGCCCAGAGCACACCACAGUACAUUGUGGUCACUGUUACAGAGGGCUCCCUCCAUUCCAGUGACUCGGUCUCAGACUCCAGUCCUCCUCCUGCCGUGGUGCAGACUGGAGUUCCUACACAGGUGGUGCAGCAGGUGCAGUCAGUCCAGCAGAGGUCAGUGGUGCAAGCUACAUCUCAGUCAACCAAGACAGAACAGGGCACCCAACUGAGCGUCACCAGCCUACAGCCUGUACACUUGACUCAGGAGCUUCAGCAGGUGCCUGUGCAGCAUGUAUACACUAACCAAGUGCAGUAUGUGGAGGGAGGAGAAAACAACUACACUACCAGUACCAUUCGCUCCAGCAGUUUCCCCUACACAGACACUCCUCUGUACACGCAGACUAAUGCGGGCCAGUACUAUGAGAGCACCCCAGCCUCUGCUUCCCAGGCCGCUUCCCCCGGUACCCCUCUCACCGUGGCCGUUACCACGGGCUCCACCGGUGUCUCCAUGUUCGUGGCGGGCACGGGCCAGAUCGUGGCCAAUCCCGCAUCGGGCACGGCGGGCGGGGCCACGGCGGUAAUUGCGGCGUCGGGGGCGGCGGCUAAUGGCUCUGGGGAGGGAGGAGGUGGGGCUAAUGGCAGCGGCGGAAGCUACGUGAUUCAGGGCGGCUACAUGCUGGGCAGCAGUGGCUCCAGCAACAGUGGGAAUGGCCAGAGUUACUCGCACAACGCCCGUGCCUCGCCGGCCACCGUGAGUAUUAGCGAGGGAGAGGAGAAUAGCGUGCCGUCGGCAGACAAAAAGCUCUCCUCUGGCCCCCAGGUGCAGUGGUUGUUGGAUAAUUAUGAGACGGCAGAGGGCGUGAGCCUGCCCCGCUCCACUCUGUAUUGCCACUACUUGCUGCACUGCCAGGAGCAGAAGCUGGAGCCCGUCAAUGCUGCUUCCUUUGGCAAGCUCAUCCGGUCCGUCUUCAUGGGCCUGAGGACCAGGCGCCUGGGCACCCGGGGAAACUCUAAGUACCACUACUAUGGCCUGAGGAUUAAGGCUAGCUCCUCUCUGCUCCGGCUGAUGGAGGAUCAGCAGCACCUGGCCAUGAGACAGCAACCUUUCUCCCAGAAACAAAGGUUGAAGCCAGUGCAGAAGGUGGAAGGAAUGACCAAUGGAAUGUCAUCAGGGGCGGGGCAACAGCAACAGCAGCAGCAAGGUUCAGGGCUUUCAGACAUCAGUGCUCAGGUGCAGCAGUACCAACAGUUCCUCGAUGCCUCUCGUGCCCUCCCUGAGUUCCCUGACAUUGACCUGCAAGCGAAACCCUUGCCAGAGGGCAUUGAGCUGGAGCACAUCAAGAGCUUUCAGCUGCUCUACAGAGAGCACUGUGAGGCCAUCCUGGAUGUGAUGGUCAACCUGCAGUUCACACUGGUGGAGACCCUCUGGAAAACCUUCUGGAGGUUUAGUGAGAACCAGGCUGGAGAUGCAGCCACUUUGGCUGUUCACGACGAGUCGGAGAAGCGUCUGCCAAAGUCAUGCCUGGUGCUGCUAUGUAAGCAUGAGCCCGUGCUGCGCUGGAGCCGAGACUGCGACAACACGCUGUACCAGGGCCUGGUGGAGAUCCUCAUCCCAGACGUCUUGAGGCCCAUACCCAGUGCCUUAACUCAAGCCAUCCGUAAUUUUGCCAAGAGUUUGGAGAGCUGGCUCACUAACGCCAUGAUGAACAUUCCCGAGGAGAUGGUCCGUGUUAAGGUGACAUGUGCGAACGCCUUCGCGCAGACCCUGCGCAGGUACACCUCGCUCAACCACCUGGCCCAGGCAGCACGCGCCGUACUCCAGAACACUGCGCAGAUCAACCAGAUGCUCAGCGACCUCAACCGAGUCGACUUCGCUAACGUGCAGGAGCAGGCCUCUUGGGUGUGUAGGUGUGAGGAUCGGGUUGUGCAGCGCUUGGAGCAGGACUUUAAGCUCACCCUCCAACAGCAGAACUCUCUGGAACAGUGGGCGGCUUGGCUCGACGGUGUGGUCUCACAGGUCCUAAAACCCUACCAGGCCAGUUCGGCCUUCCCAAAAGCUGCCAAGCUCUUUCUGCUCAGGUGGAGUUUCUACAGCUCUAUGGUGAUCAGAGACCUGACCCUGCGUAGCGCGGCGAGUUUCGGCUCGUUCCACCUGAUCCGUCUGCUGUACGAUGAGUACAUGUACUACCUUAUAGAGCACAGAGUGGCACAGGCCAAAGGAGAGACUCCCAUCGCUGUCAUGGGAGAGUUUGCAAGCCUUGGACGUAGUCUGAAUACACUGGAUCCUGAUAAAGAAGAGGAAGAGGAGGAGGAAGAUGAGAGUGAGGAUGAGUGUCAGGAGCUUGCUCUGCCCUCUGAUGGUGCUGCCCUUGGGGAGGAGUCUCUGGAACCACCUGCCAAGCUGGCCAGAACUGAUCAGAGAGUACUCUUCAGCACGGGCAAUGCACAGAACUGAGAACACACCCCUUACCACACACACACACACACCUUACCACACAAAUGAGCAAACACAUAUACACACAUGCACACACGGCAGUAAUAUUCAGUAUCUACACAAAGCGGAAAAUAUGCUGCAGCCCACACAAAUCUCUAUUCUCACACUCCCUCACACUCACAGUGAAACUGAGGCUCACUCACACAUUCUCUGCUAGGAGCGCACACACACGCUUGCACACACACACUUAAGACACAGACACUGGCAUAGUUUUAAUAUGGUAAUACAAGGCAAGCUUACUGGAAUGAUCCAGUAACAGAAAUGUCUUAGAACCCAUAAUUGUUCUAAACAAACACACACACACACACACACACACACACACAAAUCUCACACACGGCCCAAUAUCAGAAUGUGUGUGUGUCAGUCAGUUCAGUGAUCAGCUAAACACUGGAAUUAAAUCAUGGAUCAUGGAAUGACUGGAGAUGGUACUCAGCUUUGAGUGCCUACAUGCGGUUCUGUGGAUAUCAAUCAAACUCCUGAAGCCUUUGAGGGCAAAACAGGCACAUGUAGGAGAUGGCCAAUUGGCUGUUAACUUGUGUGUGCGUGUGUGUAUGUUGUGCACUGUUUGCAGGUGCCCCAAAGUGUGUUGUCUGUGUGUUUGUGCGUGCACUGGGGCCUUCCUGCUGUGGUCAUUUUAUCAACCUGAGUGGAUGUGUGUGCUUUUGUGCUUACAUGUGUGCGUGCGUGUGUAUAUAUGUGUGUGUCUGUGGUUCUCAAGAAGUGUUGAUAGUUGUUUUUUGAUGGUGGAUAUUUUCAAAGGCAUCCCAUAAUCUCACUUUUUUGUUCUUUGUUGCCUUCGUUGAACACUACUAUGUGUUACAGGUGAAGAUGCAGUUUAACGAGAAAGAGAGGGAUAUUUUUCCUCUCCAGCGUGUCACUUUAAUUCUGUUUCCCCUGUAUUUGGGCAAUGCUUUCUUUGAGAUAGUCUUGUCCUGUAAACUCGUUUUCAGCCUUAUGGAUUUAUUUUCUCUAUGCUUUGUCUUUUUGCACUCUGUAGUUUCUAUAUGUGCUGAACUUGGUAUGUGACUUAUUAUGAGCAUCAGUCUCUUCCAUGUUCCUCACGAUGUGGCACUAUUCUCUAUGUUAGAAUGGUGACUUGCACCAUUUUUUUCACAUUUCAUGGUCUGUUGUGUAUUUGAUGUCUCUGGUUACUGAUUCUGACCUCUCUUUCACGAAACUGCCUACACAAACUGUUAGACCCCAGAGGGAGGGAGGGUGUAAACAUAUAUGUAUAGGAAAGUCAUUUUUGCAGAGCAUACCAGGGGCAUGGGGAGUGGAUACAGGAUUGGAGCAGUGUAGUUUUCCCAAGGCAUUGCUGUCUGUCUUUGCUCUGUCUGCCUUCAUCUUCCCUUCAGCAUUCCGAAGCGGAGACCAAGCCACUCUCAGAAUCCCGGUCUGCCUUUUUUGGAGCAGCUUUGUUUGUUUUAGUCUUUCCUUGUAUUGUAACAAAAACUGUUUUCUGAAUUCUAAUUUGUCUCCCAUUGUUUGAGGGAUCUUAUAAUAUGUCAAAUCAGUUCACUGUUUACUUUAAUACAUGUUUAGCAUUAUUUAUUAGACUGAAGCAACAUUGGCUGCACAGGUGUUGACCUGCCAAGAUAAACACAAACCAGCAUGUACUUUUCCUUCCCGAAGAAUCUACUAAUACAAAGAAAAAAAGACAUAUCAUAAGACUUCUGAAGAGCCUUUCAGUACAAUAGCCAUUUUCAGAACUUAAAGAAAUUCCCUUUUAAGGUUGUUUCAGUUUCUUAUUAAAAUAAAAGAAAAAAGAAAGAAAAAAGAAGGUUAAAAAAGAGUGGCAGUGUUUUAUGAAUCUUCUGAACCACGAGAAUGAUUGUGCCUUUUGGAGUAAUCAAAUGAAAUUCAAAUGUUUUGAAUUUAAGAUGUGAAUAAAUGAAUUUCUAAAAAUG